Messenger RNA from Penicillium odoratum, 753 nucleotides. RefSeq lists its product as uncharacterized. NCBI's taxonomy places the organism in Eukaryota, Fungi, Ascomycota, Eurotiomycetes, Eurotiales, Aspergillaceae. The transcript has 3 exons. Bases 1 to 753 code for a protein of 250 amino acids. The record is from RefSeq and is a predicted model, not a curated record.
AUGGAGAACCUCACCAACCUGGCUAGCCGCCAUCUCCUCGACCCCCAGUCUGAGUUUAACUCCUGGGGGCAGUCGACCCUGCUGGGUGAUCUGUUGGCUGGUCCAACCCCCCUCAUCGUCGCAUUCGACUGGGUUGUCACAAGCCUCGUGGUGACGAUGACCUGCGCCAUCGCGUCGACAGGGCGAGCGCCGGCGUUCGUCCUCCGCGUGGUGCUGACUCCGGAGUUCCUCUGGGUGGGCCUCCAUCGCACUGCGCUUAGUGUGAUGGAGUUAUGCAAGGCUGGACCUGCUGACCUUGUCAGCCGAUUCCCUCCUGUCUCCACGAGUGCGCUGGCCACACCUCUCGCUUGCGAUGAGAAGUGGAUUCAGCAAACCUUGGAGUUGCAAGAGUUCCUGUCAUUCGACAUGACGGUGGGGUGCGGGCACCCGGAAGACGUUGAUAUGGAUCUGCCGCCGAGUCCACCGGCCUUCGCAUUUCCAGAGGCCGCCGCCACGGGUCUCAUGCCUCCGCCUCCUCCUGCCCGUGCAGACCAGCCCAGGGUCAGGCGCCGUUACCGGGAUGAUGGCUCUGUCGAGUAUGAGCUCGACCAUCCCAAAGUCGAAGAGCGAUCGACUUCGCGCCUGGAUUGGGUCCCGGGUAAUCAGGAAUACGGCAAGUCCGAUUACCGACCUACGGGAGGGGGACUGACGUCGGGGGGUGAGACUCCGCCAUGGAAGCGCCAGAACGGGGUGGUUCCGUACUCACUGUUGUAA